GCACACUCCUCCCCUCCCCCUCCACUAUGGCCCUCUCCCUUGCCUGCUGGGGCCUGAUGGCGCUCUUCGCGCUCAUCGCGUCUGCCCAGGCCUCUUUCCUCCCGACCGACCCCUCUGGUCUUCGUCUCAUCCAGGUUGGCCCGAACCCCGAGACCGACCGCCGCCUGGUCUCCCCCCGGGAGAUCCUGCGCAUGGUCCACGAGCGCCACGAGAACCCCUCAGUCAUGAUGGGCCCCGGCUUUGUCGAUCUGACCGGCCUCGAGUACGACCCGGCCGAGCUCUCCCUGGAUGCCACGAACACCUACACCUACCCCAACAACGCCACUCAGCAGCACAUUGUCUGGCCGCUGAUCCAGGAGCUGGACAAGGACAAGAUGACCUCCUUCCUGGGCACCUUCUCCACUUUCCACAAUCGCUACUACAUGAGCCCCACCGGUGUGGAGUCGCACGAGUGGCUGCUGGACCAUGUCACCUCGAUCGCGCGCCAGGCCGGUCGCAACGACAUCUCCUGCCGCUUCCACCACCACGUCGACUUCCCCCAGCCGUCGGUCAUCUGCACCAUGCGCGGCAACUCCCCCAACUCGACCAUUCGCAACCAGAUUGUCGUUUGCAGUGCCCACUCGGACUCCAUCAACACCAAGCAGCCGCUGAAUGGCCGCGCCCCCGGUGUGGAUGAUGAUGGCUCCGGCGUGGCCGGCUGCGUGGAGAUCAUGCGCGUCCUGGCCAACAGCAACUACCGCCCCAGCCGCACCAUCGAGUUCCAUGCCUACGCCGCCGAGGAGGUGGGCCUCCGCGGCAGCGCCUCCGUCGCUCAGACCUACUUCGCCAAGGGCACCCCGGUCUACGCCGUGGCCCAGAACGAGAUGUCCGGCUAUGUCAAGCCCGGCAUCACCCCGCACAUCAACCUGGUCAAUGACAAUGUCCACCAGGGCCUUGUCAGCCUGAUGGAGGAGCUUGCCCUUGAGUAUGUGGACCUGCCCACUCGCCGCACCACCUGCGGCUAUGCCUGCUCGGACCACGCCUCCUGGACCCAGUACGGCAUCGGGGCCGUGGCCACCGCCGAGGCCGGCCCCAAGGACGACUGGGUCAACCCCAAGAUGCACACCGACGGGGAUGACAUGGACCUCUUCAACCCGGACUAUGCGCUGGAGUUCGCCAAGCUGAACAUGGCCUUCAUUGUGGAGUGCGCCGAGUUCCGCGGCUAACUACACACGCCUUCCGGCUGAGUCCCUCCCCCCCCCCCCCUCUUUCUCAGACUUCCAUUCCUCCCUCUGUGUGUGCGUGUGUGUCCUGUGCGCAUGGGAGAUGCACGCCCCCCCCCCCUGUACGGUGUCCAUCACCUGCCACCCCCCCCCCCCCAUCCGCGGUACCACCACGCGCACACACCUGUCCCCUGCUUCGUUUUUAUUUGCCCCUGCUGGCCAGGGGAGAGAGGAUACACGCACCGCGCGCUGGGUGUGAGAAACACGCAGAUCGCACCACUGGGCUGCUUUUGCUUUGUCGUCGUUGCUGCCUUCCCCUUCACUCGCGUGGACCUCAGGGCCAGCAGGGGGGCUGGGGAGUGGCGGAGGCGGAGGAGGAACCAUGCCUCUACAGCGCGGGGGAAUGACGUGACUGAAGACAAGCCUCUGGGAAGGGGGCGGGAGUGGUCUGUCGGGUGCCGGAGCGGGGGGCAAUAUUCGACCGCAGAGAACAGCGCGCCCCAAGC
Messenger RNA from Fonticula alba, 1708 nucleotides. RefSeq lists its product as hypothetical. The record is from RefSeq and is a predicted model, not a curated record. Gene Ontology annotation, biological process: proteolysis. Gene Ontology annotation, molecular function: metalloexopeptidase activity. Lineage: Eukaryota; Rotosphaerida; Fonticulaceae. Bases 27 to 1205 code for a protein of 392 amino acids. The transcript has 4 exons.